AUGCCAGUCAGCGAUGAAAUGUUACUGAAGAAGGCGAAAGAGGUUAUGAAACAUGCAUAUUGUCCCUACAGCAAAUUUCCUGUUGGUGCAGCGAUUCUGACAGAUGACGACACUAUUAUCGUAGGCGUGAAUUGCGAAAACGCUUCUUAUGGUGGAACAAUAUGUGCGGAAAGGAAUGCUAUGACAACUGCACUCGCACAAGGAUACCGCAAGUUCAAAGCAAUUGCUGUUGCGACAGAGUUAGAAAAGCCGGGAAGUCCUUGCGGUAUCUGUCGGCAAUUCCUCAUCGAAUUUGGUAAUUAUAGGGUAAUCCUUGGUUCAUCAACAAGUGAUAACGUCAUGAAGAUCACUACGGCAGAGCUACUUCCUCAUGCCUUUACCCCUGCAGCGCUUGACGAUCAUGCAGUGGAAACUGGAAAAGGCAAGAAAUACCAAUACAGCAAAUUAUCUGUUGGUGCUGCGAUUCUGACAUACGACGACGACAACACGAGACAACCAAGUCCAUCAUCCUUCUGUUAUCGAUAA
Messenger RNA from Necator americanus (New World hookworm), 525 nucleotides. RefSeq lists its product as uncharacterized. The record is from RefSeq and is a predicted model, not a curated record. Gene Ontology annotation, cellular component: cytosol. Gene Ontology annotation, molecular function: cytidine deaminase activity; zinc ion binding. NCBI's taxonomy places the organism in Eukaryota, Metazoa, Nematoda, Chromadorea, Rhabditida, Ancylostomatidae. The coding region runs from base 1 to 525 and encodes 174 amino acids. The transcript has 7 exons.